AUGAUGAUCGCUCGUCAUUCCGUUGAAGGCUUAUCAUUGGCAUCACUCAAAAAUCAAUUUCCAAAACUCUCGAAUAACAGUGGAUACUUUUGGCAAAUUACUGAUCCGCAUUUGGAUUCCGAAUAUGUGGUUGGAAGUGUUGCAAAUUGUGGACAAUUGGUGUGUUGUCGGAAGAAUUCGCCAAGAACGAAUGGUACAAUUCAAUAUGCUGAAAGAUUUGGAACGUAUGCGUCGUGUGACGUUCCAUUAGAGACUUUUGUGAGUGCUUUGGAAUUUAUUAAGAACUUUCCAGUGGAUGCUGAUUUUGUGUUUUAUGGAGGUGACAAUCUAGUUCAUGAUGAUUGGAAUUAUUCAAAAGAAUAUAAUUUGAAUUAUGCCAUUCUUGUGGCGAACGCAUUGAGAGUGACAUUGCAAGGAUCGAGAUAUCAAAAUCGAAUCAUUCCUGCAAUUGGCAAUCAUGACUUGGCGCCUAUUAACAUGUACCCUCUAGACCCUCAAAAGAAUGAAUGGUAUUUACAUCCUGUUGGUGAUGCUUUCCAAUUUUCUUUCAGUAGUUUCCCAGAUGGAGAUGCAGCUCUUACUUCUUUUAAAACCUCUGGAUUUUUCACAGUGCUUAUUCGACCAGGAUUUAGAGCUGUUGUGAUUAACACUCAAUUCCAAAAUCCACUCAAUUUUUGGCUCUUAUCGACUCCAGAUAGAGAUCCAGGAAAACAAUUGGCAUGGCUGGAUCAAGUGUUAGGAAAGGCACAACAAGCCAAUGAGAAAGUUGUCAUUUUGGGACAUAUUCCUCCAGGAAUUGACACGAGUGAUUUUAUGGAAGAAUCCACAGGAAAUUACAAUGCCGACUUUACCAAUCUCGUCGCGAAAUACAGUUCCAUCCUUGUGGGUCAAUUUUAUGGACACACUCACAAUGAUCAUUUCAAAAUUUUCCAAGAUCCAAAAACCAAUGUUCCAACCAAUGUAGCCUGGGUCACACCUGCCAUCACUCAGUGGAUGUAUCAUAAUCCUGCAUUCCGUCUUGUACAGUACAACAAGAAGACAUUUGAACUUGAGAAUUUUUACACCUUCACAACCAAUUUGACAGGUGUCAAAGAUCAAUUAACAUGGACAUUGGAAUAUGAUGCCUUGACAGGUUAUGGAAUUUCUGAUAUUUCACCACAGACAAUGACUAGUUUGUUGUACAACAAAUUGAAUGCUGUGGAAUCCUAUUGGAACAAGUUUGCUUUGAGAUUUACUGGUGGUUAUCCUUAUCACGGCUUGUGUUCAUUUAACGAAGCAUGCAAAACGAAAAGAAUUUGUGCAAUGGGAAAUAUUCUGUAUUCAGGUUAUGACAAGUGUAUCAAGGCAGCAGGUAAUCUUAGUUAA
Naegleria lovaniensis is the source of this 1365-nucleotide messenger RNA. RefSeq lists its product as uncharacterized. Lineage: Eukaryota; Heterolobosea; Eutetramitea; Acrasida; Naegleriidae. The record is from RefSeq and is a predicted model, not a curated record. The transcript is spliced from 5 exons. Bases 1 to 1365 code for a protein of 454 amino acids.